Drosophila innubila is the source of this 1527-nucleotide messenger RNA. RefSeq lists its product as uncharacterized. Gene Ontology annotation, molecular function: L-2-aminoadipate:2-oxoglutarate transaminase activity; pyridoxal phosphate binding. Gene Ontology annotation, biological process: biosynthetic process. The record is from RefSeq and is a predicted model, not a curated record. NCBI's taxonomy places the organism in Eukaryota, Metazoa, Arthropoda, Insecta, Diptera, Drosophilidae. Bases 91 to 1359 code for a protein of 422 amino acids. The transcript has 4 exons.
ACAAAUUUGUGGCGUUCGUAAAGUUAAUGGCUUUUUGUUAUCAAAAUGUAAUCAGUGUCGAACUGUCUGUAAAGAAGGAAAGUCUUUGAAAUGUCGAAAGAAAAUAAAGAUCUGCAGCUCAAACAUCUUUUCGAUGGCGGUGCUUGGAACGUAUAUACGCCGGACAUUUUAAAUCUAGGUGUGGGUGCUCCAGGCACAGAUUUAUUGGAACCCUGUUGCGAUAUUUUCGAGCAGGCCACAACACAUUGCUUGAAGCGCGAAAAAGAAGAGAAUCAGUCGCUGAUCUUUCAAUAUGGACCAACAAGCGGCACUUACGAGGUGCGCAAUGAAAUUGCGAAGUACUUCAGCAAAAUGUACAAUAGCCCCGUUAACAGCGAGGACUUGAUAAUUACAACUGGCGCAACGCAGGGCUUGCAUUAUGUGCUUUCUACUCUGAUCGACUUCAAUGGCUAUAUAUUUGUGGAUGAAUACACAUACAUGAUUGCACUGGACAGUAUGAAGCACUUUACGAGCAUUCAAAUUGUACCACUUAAACUUAACGACGAUGGCGUCGAUCUCAAAGAUCUCGAAGAGAAAGUGAGCGGGAAGCAUUUCAAAUCAAAGAACAAGGAGUUUUGGGGCAUUUACUAUACAAUACCAACAUACCAUAAUCCGACAGGCAUACUGUUCUCGCCAGAGGUUUGCCGUGGAAUUGUGCAGCUGGCACGUAAAUACGACUUCUUGGUGCUUUGCGAUGAUGUCUAUAACAUUCUCAACUAUGGCGAGAAACCACUGCAUUCCCGUCUGCUUUCCUAUGAUGCACGUACGGAUAACGAUUUCGCUGGCAAUGUCAUCUCCAAUGGCAGCUUUUCGAAGAUUAUUGGACCAGGAGUGCGUUUAGGUUGGCUCGAAGUGCCACCACGUUUAAAACACCAGUUGGAAAGUAGUGGAAUUAUCAACAGCGGUGGCUGCUUCAACAACUAUACAGCUGGCAUUGUGGGCAGUCUAUUUGAGUUGAAAUUGGCCCAGGCACACAUUGCACGGCUGUUUGAGGCUUACAAGGAGAGGAUGUUGGCUACCACAGCGAUACUUAAAGCUGAACUUCCUAAAAGUUGUCACUUUUCUGCACCCAGCGGUGGUUACUUUAUUUGGAUAAGUUUGCCAGAUCACCUGGAUGCACGCACAUUUCUGGAAUACAGCUUGAAUCAUGAGAAAAUAACUUUCAUUGCCGGUCCGCGUUUCGCCGUGGAAGAGGGUAAAGGAAAACAAUUCUUCCGUUUAUCCAUAGCCUUCCAUUCCAAGGAGAAGCUAGUGGAUGGUGCAAAGCGCUUGUGUUCCGCUCUAAAAGAGUUUAUUAAGACUUCUCCAUGCAGUAGUUGAGUUUCAAAAUGAUGAAGACUGUUUACUGUUCACUAUUCUCUAUUUUGUUUUUAAAAUAUGGCAAAAUCUUUUUAUUGCUUGUUUUUGUUUGUUAUCGUAUUAUAAAUAGUGCUUAUAAAGAUAGGACUUAGAUAGUAAUUAUCUAUUAAUAAAGAUCGUUAUAAAUUA